UGUGGUAAGGUGAGAGACAUGGAGAGAGCCGUGGUGAAAGCAAAGCGUAAAGAGUUAGGGAUUUCAUGCAUGCUUAACACAGAGGUUGGUGCAGUCCUUGCUGUCAUCCGUAGACCCAUCUCAGAAAGUUACCUGUCUCCACAAGAAACAGAUCAUUGUGAUUCAUCAGUCCAACAAUCUCUCAAAUCUCUGAGAGCCCUUAUCUUCAACCCUCAGCAAGAAUGGCGCACCAUAGAUCCUUCGGUUUACCUCUCGCCUUUCCUUGAAGUCAUUCAAAGCGAUGAGAUCCCCGCAAGUGCCACAGCGGUGGCUUUGUCCUCAAUCUUGAAGAUUCUUAAGAUUGAAAUCUUUGAUGAGAAAAGUCCUGGUGCUAAAGAUGCUAUGAACUCUAUUGUCUCUGGGAUCACUAGUUGUCGUUUGGAGAAAACAGAUUCCAUAUCUGAAGAUGCAGUGAUGAUGAGGAUCCUUCAAGUUCUAACCGGAGUCAUGAAACAUCCAGCCUCGGAGUUACUAGAAGAUCAAGCGGUUUGCACAAUAGUCAACACAUGUUUCCAAGUGGUGCAACAAUCUGCUGGUAGAGGAGAUCUUCUCCAGCGUAAUGGAAGAUACACAAUGCAUGAGCUGAUUCAAAUCAUCUUCUCUAGGUUACCUGACUUUGAAGUCAGAGGAGAAGAAGGUGGUGAAGAUUCAGAGUCUGACACCGAUGAAAUCGACAUGAACAGCGGAUAUGGAAUACGCUGUUGCAUCGACAUUUUUCAUUUCUUAUGUUCUUUGCUCAAUGUUGUUGAGGUUGUCGAGAACUCGGAAGGGACAAGCGUCCACACCGCGGACGAGGAUGUGCAGAUUUUCGCUUUGGUCUUAAUCAAUAGUGCCAUUGAGUUAAGCGGUGAUGCUAUAGGGCAACAUCCAAAGCUUCUUAGGAUGGUUCAAGACGAUUUGUUUCACCAUUUGAUCCAUUAUGGAGCUUCUUCAAGCCCUCUUGUCCUCUCUAUGAUCUCUAGUUGUAUCCUUAACAUCUAUCACUUCCUCCGCAAGUUUGUGAGGCUACAACUUGAAGCUUUCUUCUCCUUUGUGCUGCUCAAAGUUACAGCUUUCACAGGCUUCCUUCAGUUACAAGAAGUUGCACUUGAAGGGAUAAUCAAUUUUUGUAGACAACCUGCGUUCAUAGUUGAAGCAUAUGUGAACUAUGAUUGUGAUCCCAUAUGUAGGAAUGUUUUUGAAGAGACAGGCAAAGUUCUAUGCAGACACACCUUCCCUACAUCUGGUCCCUUAACCUCUAUGCAAAUCCAAGCCUUUGAAGGUCUUGUGAUCUUGAUUCACAACAUCGCCGACAAUAUGGAUAGAGAAGAAGAUGAAGGUGGUGAGGAAGAAGAUUCCAAUUCCAUUAAGCCAAGCCCUGUUGAGAUUAACGAGUACAUACCUUUUUGGAUAGAGAAGCCAAAAGAGGAUUUUGAGACAUGGGUGGAGCAUAUAAGAGUGAGGAAAGCUCAGAAGAGGAAGCUAGCAAUAGCUGCUAACCAUUUCAAUAGAGAUGAGAAAAAGGGUUUGGAGUAUUUGAAGUAUAACCACUUAGUCUCUGACCCUCCUGAUCCAAUGGCAUUAGCUUCUUUCUUCAGAUUCACACCAGGUUUGGACAAGACAAUGAUUGGAGAUUACCUUGGAGAUCCUGAUGAGUUACAUCUCAGUGUUCUCAAAAGCUUUACACACACGUUUGAGUUCACAGGCAUGAAUCUUGAUACUGCUUUAAGAACAUUCUUGGAGUCCUUUCGGCUACCAGGAGAGUCUCAAAAGAUUGAACGUAUGAUUGAAGCUUUCUCCGAGAGGUUCUAUAAUCAACAGUCUUCAGAGAUCUUUGCAAGUAAAGACACGGUUCAUAUCCUCUGCUACUCGCUUAUCAUGCUCAACACAGAUCAACACAACCCUCAGGUUAAGAAGAAAAUGACUGAAGACGAGUUCAUCCGCAACAACAGAGCAAUCAACGCUGGAAAAGACCUUCCAAGAGAGUACCUAUCAGAGCUAUUCCAAUCCAUUUCAACAAACGCAUUCGCUUUAUCGACACACUCAGGUCCGGUGGAGAUGAACCCAAACAGAUGGAUUGAGCUGAUGAACAGAACAAGGACCACACAGCCUUUGAGCAUGUGCCAGUUUGAUCGGCGAAUAGGAAGAGACAUGUUUGCAACCAUAGCAGGUCCAUCUAUAGCUGCUGUUUCCGCCUUCUUUGAGCAUUCGGAUGACGACGAAGUGCUUCACGAGUGCGUCGACGCACUGAUCUCUAUAGCAAGAGUUGCGCAGUACGGUCUUGAAGACAUUCUCGACGAGCUAAUCGCCUCCUUUUGUAAAUUCACAACGUUGUUAAACCCUUACACAACACCUGAAGAGACACUCUUCGCGUUUAGUCACGACAUGAAACCUAGAAUGGCUACUCUCGCGGUCUUCACGCUCGCUAACAGCUUCGGAGAUUCCAUCAGAGGAGGGUGGAGGAACAUUGUGGACUGUCUCUUGAAGCUAAGAAAGCUCCAGCUUCUUCCGCAGUCUGCUAUAGAGUUCGAGACGACAGAAGAAGAAGCCUUAUCCGAAUCUGACCUAAACAUGCUUGCGAGCCAAGAAAAUAAAUUCAACAGAAGACAAGGCUCUAGCCUAAUGGGUAGAUUCUCACACUUCUUGGCGUUAGACAGCGUUGAAGAAUCCGUAGCUCUAGGGAUGAGUGAGUUUGAGCAGAAUCUUAAAGUCAUUAAACAAUGUAGAAUCGGUCAAAUCUUCAGCAAAAGCUCGGUGCUCCCUGACGUUGCUGUGCUGAACCUAGGACGUUCUUUAAUCUACGCAGCUGCAGGAAAGGGACAAAAGUUCAGCACGGCGAUCGAGGAAGAAGAGACGGUUAAAUUCUGCUGGGACUUGAUCAUAGCUGUGGCAUUAUCCAACAUCCACCGGUUCAACAUGUUCUGGCCUAGCUACCAUGAGUAUCUACUCAACGUAGCUAACUUCCCUCUCUUCUCCCCCAUCCCUUUCGUCGAAAAAGGCAUCCCGGGCUUGUUUAAAGUCUGCAUCAAGAUUCUCGCUGCUAACCUCCAAGACCAGCUCCCAGAGGAGCUGAUCUUCAGGUCGAUAACGAUAAUGUGGAAGAUAGAUAAAGAGAUUAUCGACACUUGUUACGACACGAUAACAGAGUUUGUCAGCAGGAUUAUCACGGAACAUUCCGCUAGUCUCCAAACUCAGAUCGGGUGGAAAAGCGUCUUGCAGCUGCUCUCUUUGUGCGGGAGACAUCCAGAGACCAAGGAGCAAGCUGUUGACGCUCUCAUCGGUCUAAUGUCCACCAACGCAUCGCACCUCUCGCAGUCAAGCUAUGCUUACUGCAUAGACUGCUCCUUCAGCUUCGUCGCGUUGCGAAACAGCGCGGUUGAGAAGAACUUGACGAUACUAGACCUCAUGACGGAGUCAGUUACAAUGCUGAUACAAUGGUACAAGACAGCAUCCACAGAGACGGUGAAUAACUUCAGCGUGGCUAGCAACACGAGCAGCUCAUCCUCAGUGGAGGAGAACAGUUUGAGAGGAGUCAACUUCGUUCACCACCUCUUCCUCAAACUCUCCGAAGCUUUUCGAAAAACGACGCUAGCGCGACGAGAAGAGAUACGCAACAGAGCGGUGACGUCGCUAGAGAGAAGCUUCACCAUGGCGCACGAGGAUCUCGGGUUCACGCCGUCGGGUUGCAUCUACUGCAUAGACCACGUGAUCUUCCCGACGAUAGAUGACUUGCACGAGAAGCUACUGGACUAUUCGAGGCGCGAGAGCGCGGAGAGGGAGAUGAGGAGCAUGGAAGGGACGUUGAAGAUAGCGAUGAAGAUGCUGAAGAACGUGUUCUUGCACUACUUGGAGCAGAUUGUUGGGAGUGUGGAGUUUAGGACGUUUUGGUUGGGGGUGUUGAGGAGGAUGGACACGUGUAUGAAGGCGGAUUUGGGGGAGUAUGGUGAUAAUAAGCUUCAGGAGGUGGUGCCUGAGCUUUUGACUAUAAUGAUUGGGACGAUGAAGGAGAAGGAGAUUUUGGUGCAGAAGGAGGAUGAUGAUCUUUGGGAGAUUACUUAUAUUCAGAUUCAGUGGAUUGCUCCUUCUUUAAAAGAUGAGUUAUUCCCUGAUGAAGAUAUGUAGAUUUUUUUUGUUUUCUUUCAUUGUUAAUUGAUGCACUUAAUAAAAAUUUAG
This is a messenger RNA of Brassica oleracea var. oleracea, 4191 nucleotides long. Its product is annotated as ARF guanine-nucleotide exchange factor GNL2. Gene Ontology annotation, biological process: regulation of ARF protein signal transduction. The record is from RefSeq and is a predicted model, not a curated record. The coding region runs from base 19 to 4140 and encodes 1373 amino acids. The transcript is spliced from 3 exons. Lineage: Eukaryota; Viridiplantae; Streptophyta; Magnoliopsida; Brassicales; Brassicaceae. Gene Ontology annotation, molecular function: guanyl-nucleotide exchange factor activity.